ACAAAUUUCAAUGAUAGACAAGAAGUAAAAUUCCUUAUCCCUUACGUAUGACAAUAAAACAAAAAAGAAGCAUUGCAUUUGUUUUUAGUCACAUGGCUGCUAAACAUUUAAUAUAUUUGUAACAAUGACUGUGCAAUAUGAUCGCGUUAAAAACGAUGGUGUUGUUGAAGUUUUAAAAAGAGGGGACUACAAAGAAAGAUCAAGUAGCACAGACACCAAGACAACCGAGCCGAUAGUAAAUCGUUUAUCAAAAUUAAAAACGUCACCUCAACCAUGGUACAAAACGCGCAAGGUUACGGCGAAUCUAAAAGCUACAUUGCCAGAUAUAAGUCCCAGAGAAGUGAGAAGAUUCUACAUGCCAUACCACAAAGCGAUUCUUCUCGAACUUAACGAGCAGGACUACCAAGAAGCCUACCGUCGUAUGAAAGAGAUUCUGGAACUCGAUAUAAAAAUUGGUGAAAAAUCAUCGAGUUCCUUGAUGUGGAAGAAACCAUACUUGAAGAAUCGAAAGGAUUUCAUCGAUCGUCUAAAAGAUGGAUUGAUGGCCUUUGAAAAUGGCAGAAGGGAAGGUAAUUCCAUCGUUGAGGCAACAUCGCUGUUGGACACAGCUCUCUUCUUUCAGUCGAAAACUUGGGAAUGGUGGUGGAUAGCAGAACGUCUCUACCAGGAUGCUCUCGUGAUUGCAGAAGCCAUCGAGAAUGACGAUCGUCGCACCGUCACCUUGAUACGUUACCUUUACGGUCGAUUCCUCUUCAACGAAUUGCAGAAGCCGAAGGAAGCUUUGAAUUAUCUAAACGAGGCACGGGAAGCAUCUAAGAAGAAAACAUGGAAUGCUUCCAAGAUCUUGAAAGAAAAACAAAGUUCCAUUUUCAGAGAGUGUAACAUCCUCCAAUACAAGGCACUGUUGAUUCUCGCUCGAAAGGAACGACCAGAGAAUCCUGAUUAUGCUCUCAAGGCCUGCACGGAAGCUCUGGAAAGAGCCACGGAUGCUGACGACACAGAAUACGUAAACGAAGCCCUUUACGAGCUGGGGAAAAGUUACAUCGCGAGGAACGACGUCAAGCGCGCGUUGCACAGCUUCUCCAAGUUAUUGGCCUUGGCGAAAAGGAUUCCAGACGCUGCGGGAGUCUGUAACGCCCACAUGGAAUUAGCAUUCGCGUACAAGCAAUUGAACGACAACGUCCACACGGAGAAACAUUUGAGGAUGUUUAGAGAGAACACUAAGCAAUUCGGCCUCUUUGAAAAACUCGCAGACGCCCACUAUUACACUGGUGAACAUUACUUGACUCAGGGUAGUUUAACUAUAUCUACUUCACACUUGGAAAGCGCUCUGCAUAUUUACAAUAAACUCGGUCUGUCCCGCGAAGCCGAUCGCGCCAGAAGUAUCGCGGGCAUCUCUAAAGGACAAGAAAGAAUCGAGAAGUUUUUCGAGUUGAUCUCGCGAUGCGGUGAACACGACAAAGACGCCAUUUCGAAGAUAUGCCUUUGGAAAGGACGCAGAGAACCGUUCUGGACCGACGAGAUACACGGUAAACAAAGAAAUAUAGUCGUACACAAAUAUACAGUAAUAUACAAGAUCGUUUCUUUUUUUUUUUCUUUACCCGCAAAUUAUUUCAUACACUCUUUUUAUAUAAACAUCGCGAGUAUUAACAGCGAGCCACAAAAGAUAUCCUCCUCAACUGCUGACUUCAGAUUGUCUAUAUCCUUUCAGGAUACGCGUUAUCUGAACUCCUUUUAG
Hylaeus anthracinus is the source of this 1738-nucleotide messenger RNA. RefSeq lists its product as uncharacterized. Bases 125 to 1738 code for a protein of 537 amino acids. The transcript is spliced from 8 exons. NCBI's taxonomy places the organism in Eukaryota, Metazoa, Arthropoda, Insecta, Hymenoptera, Colletidae. The record is from RefSeq and is a predicted model, not a curated record. Gene Ontology annotation, molecular function: protein binding.